Molecule: messenger RNA, 1223 nt
Organism: Symbiodinium pilosum
Lineage: Eukaryota; Dinophyceae; Suessiales; Symbiodiniaceae
Source: the annotation of a GenBank genome assembly
AUGCCUUCACAACUGACAGCUGUGCCUUCAAUGCUGCUUGUCGUCAGCCCUGCCCUUUGUGUGCUGGGCAAAUCUGCGGCUUUCCGUGCGCUGUGGUCUCACGAGGGCUGUGGCGCAGGCCGCUUCGAGCCGGCAGAGUUGCAGCUUUCUGCCAUUGCCUGGGCUGGCUUCUAUACUUCGCUUCGUGCACCCGAGGCCUCUGAGCUUCCUCUGCCAGCCUUGGAGCCGGUCCUUGGAAGGCUGCAGGAGGCCGAGGAGUUACGCCUCAUGGCUGUCACAGGAUCCACUCUGCAGCUCUGUGAUGGUAAGAUCGUUGCCUGGACGACCUCAGAUCCGAGUGCAGAAUGGGAGGAGGCAGCUGCCGAGCUGGCCCGGAAGCUUUGGCACAGCGUCUCCGUGAAGCAAUGCCAUGCAGCUUUGCAGCGGACACUUUUCGGAUUACGGGAGAAGCUCCUGGAUGAGACGACCGGACACAAGGAUGCAGAUUCUGCCUUGGACAUCCUGAUGAAGUUGAAGGAUGCCUUCCAGAGCUGGGAUGCCACAGCCCUCAAAGACCAUGGGCCCAUUGGACAACUGGCGGCACAGAUCGAUGCCAGGCUGCUGAUCCACCCUGAGGCCUUGAUGGCCAGCAUGCUGAAGUCCUUCGAGAUGCUGCAGUGGCUGCGAAAGAUGCCCGACGAUGCUGACUACCUUGUUCGAAUCGAAGUGGCUCUUAACCGAUCGGAGAUGGAGGUGCCUAAUGAGCUGUGGCUUGCAGACGAAGGCAGAGUAGACGAGAGCAAGCUGUCGGCCCUCACGGCAGUGCGGACCACCUUGCAUGAUUUCAUCUACCGGCCCAAGACCCGCUUCCCUUCCCUGGACUUGCUGCUGGAGUCCCUUUCUGCGUUGGAGCAUUCCUCUGAGAUUGCAGGCCUUGUAGAUGCCCUGGAGUUUGCCUUCUCCCUGCUUGAGCCUCUCUCUGAGCUCUUGGGUGGCAAGGAUGCUGCCUUGGCAAGGAUGCUGCAGAUGCUGAAGCCAACCAGCUGCGCACGCUGGUUGCUGUGCUACCCAAGGUCGGCUGCACCCGGUGCGCCAGUUUCAGAGCAAACGCACGAAGAGGAAGAGGAGACUCUGGAUGGCGCUGCCAAUAAAGGGGGUGUCAUCUACCUCGCUGAUAGGCUGGACUUCAAUAUUGCUGAGUUCCGCAUGCUGUCAGAAGAAACCUUCCUUGUGAAGUUCUCAUG